Chironomus riparius is the source of this 594-nucleotide messenger RNA. Lineage: Eukaryota; Metazoa; Arthropoda; Insecta; Diptera; Chironomidae. The record is from the annotation of a GenBank genome assembly.
CUUCCACAUAAAAAAGCCGGCAUGCAGUUCACAAAUUAGUCUCAAGUUUGAAUGCCAGCCAUGCUAAUUGUCGAAAUUGCAUGUCGACUUUAUUGCAUUAAUACCGACUUCAACAAGCUAUACAAAAUAGAAACCAUGUGUAGUAUUGCAAGUGUAGCCACCGGCUAUCGAUUUAUAAUAAAUUGUGGAUUGUGUCUAAAUUACAGGAAUCACAUCUUGCAUCAACGAUGUUUCAACUCUUACUAGUAUUGUGCGCAAAGAAUAAUGUGAGAGACGAGCUUGGAAGUGGAACAGAGCUUCAGAACCUUUCUGAUAAUCUUUAUAACCGGCUUUUGGGAAUUUUGUUGCUAUUUUUCUAAGUUUUUUGCAUCCCUGACAAACAAGUUUGUUAUUUUUGGACGCAAGUUGACCUUGAAUACGCAGACAUGAACAGAUGAUGAUCUAAAGAUUUAUAUAAAGAAGCUUUCACUUAACAAAAUUAUUUUGAGACUACAAAACCAUGACACAAUAAUUCAUUCAUAGAUAGACCACAUUACAACAUGGAGAAGUCAUGGAACAUGCGCAAUUUUAAUUUUCUCACUAGCCACAUGACUU